Paramuricea clavata is the source of this 651-nucleotide messenger RNA. NCBI's taxonomy places the organism in Eukaryota, Metazoa, Cnidaria, Anthozoa, Malacalcyonacea, Plexauridae. The record is from the annotation of a GenBank genome assembly.
AUGUGUGCUGGCGCAAUAGAUGGCACGCACAUACCAAUACUUGCACCAGUUGAAAGCCAUGUAGAAUAUGUGAACCGUAAAGGUUUUCAUAGUAUUAUCAUGCAAGCAGUCACCGAUUGCAAUUAUCUAUUUCGAGAUGUGGUCAUUGGAUGGCCUGGAAGCGUCCAUGAUGCGCGAGUUCUCUCCAACUCUGCAAUUUUCAAAAAUGGAAAUAAAAAACACCUUUUUCCUGCUCGUCUCGUAAAGGAAAUUGGAGGAGUCGAAAUAGCACCUUUUCUUGUGGGCGAUCCUGCUUACCCUCUAUUGCCAUGGUUGCUGAAGGGAUAUCUCAGAAACAAUGCUUCAGAAAUGGAAAAAAGGUUUAACUACAACCUUAGCCGAGCAAGAAUGACGAUCGAAAAUACGUUUGGAAGAUGGAAGGGAAGAUUUGUCAGGUUUGGUAAGCGAGUAGAUAUGGAAGUAUCCUCUCUAGUUAACGUUGUACACGCAUCGUGUAUUUUACAUAAUAUGUGUGAACUUCAGAAAAACAACUUUCUGCUUGACUGGGAGGUGGUGGGGGCUAUUGAAGAAUUGAAUGAGCCAGAAGAUGAGAUUGAGGCGGCACAAGAUGCUGACAAUAUCCGCAGUGUUCUGACAGAGCACUUUGCUUGA